GGAUAUCCAGUAGCAGUGUUUACGAACAACCUCUCUCUUGGGAUGCAGCAAGGUCCAAUAGCUGUUUUAUAGUAUUGACCUUUGAUUACUAGACUAGGACCAGUUCUAGCCAAGGGAUAGGUUGAUCCACAGCUCUUAUAUGCAGAGCGAGGAGGCCAUUUCGGACGAAUCGAUCGGAACUUUUGUGUGUUGCUAUCGCCUGCWUUGCAUGCAUUGAGAACACUUGAUUAGGAUGGUGGGUUUCGGUUCGAGUUUGCGGAUGGGUAGGAGGACGGGAUGGGAGUCGGCCUACCUCGAUUACGAAACGCUGAAACUGCUCCUGUCCCAAAUCGAGGCCGUCUACGAAGAACGCGAUUUGACCGGCGCAUCCGCAGACGGAUUCUUCGUGAGCAUGGGRGGUCCCGGCGGUGGYUUUGCYGAGUCCGAACGGAACGCAAACAACAACAACGGGAACAGCACAAACAACGAGAGUGGCAACAAUCAGAACACCGAUUAUCGAGACGAACUCUUUCUCGAAUGGGAUUCCGACAUUGCCUUCGCCUCGGAGGUAGACGUAGGGAACGACGAGGACGAAGACAGCAGCGAUGGAUACGAGUUUGAGUACGGAAAUAGAGACGUAGAUCCCGAUCGAGCGGYCCUGGACGAAUCGAUCGAGUACAACUACAUCGGUGUCACUGUUUGGGAACAACAAGGGUUGGGACAGCACCACAUGCACGUCGAUCCUUACCAAUCCAAAAACAUGGGCUCUGGAUCGGAACCCGCGUCUCAGCACCGCCAGAACGCACCGUCUCCUUUUUCCGUAUCGGCAUAYGCUACCACAAAAGACAGUGGAAUGUACUCGUCGUCGAGCGACGAAGACAAGCGCUUCUACCCGAAGCCCUGGUCGAGCAYGCAAAGAAAGAAAAAGGACAGGUCUUCCAAGAAACCUAGGGCUCUGUUUACCAACAUCAUUGGGAGCAACAAAAAGAAGAAAAAGAGACAGAACUUUCACCAAAAAUCGACUGCCACUGCUCUUCCGGACGCCUUUAUCGUAGAAAAAGGAAAAUCUGGUGGCGGAUACUACGGCGACGGUGCCAACCACAGUGGAGACGACAGCGGUGGGAACAACUACUACUAUUACAAUUUUGGCGGGAACGAUGACAGCGAUCGCCGUCCAUCUUGGACUUCCGGGGGCAACCGCGACGACAGCAUGGGYAAGGGUGACGAGCAGUCUCCCCUGAUGSGAUGCACGCCAUCGACCCCCACUCCAAAAGCCGGCAAGGGAAAUUUUGUGUCGUUUCCAACCCCCCAGAAAGGCGACAGCGGUAAUUUUCGGUCAUUGGAUAAUUACGGUACAAUUGUCAAUCCUAGGUCGAUGACCCCAUCAAAAUCAACAGCAGCACCGUCRUCGGCAGCAAAAGCAAAAGCAGGGGUCAAAGACGACGGUCUCUCUGCCAAUUACAACAAGAAGAACGAGCGAAAACUCCGGUACGACCGAGAACGCCGUCGUGCAAGGAAGCAACGAAGGAGACGGCUUCUCAUGCGCCAACGGAAGGAACGCGAGAAGAAGGUUCCUCCCCACAUUCGGAUCGCACACGAGAAGGCUCGGGCGAUUACAGAAAGGUUUCUGGGCUUGUUGCGUGCCGAGGUCGAAAAGGUUACCCUCUUCGCCCAGGCAAGGUUGGGUGAGUUGGCGGAUACCGCGGGUAGCCUUCGGUUUUUGUCGUCUGACGAAACGAUGGAUACAUCGGCAAUUAACCCAGCGAACUACGAAUACCCGUUGUCGGAUGGAGGGAUACAUCCAUCGGCCUCGUCCUCCUCGGACGAAGGAGCCGGUGGUUAUCACAACCCUAACUACAAAGGGGGAUUUCCUUGGUCGGAUUCUUCUUCGGACGACGGGGGCAGCAAGGCAAGUGGAAGCGGAAGAGUAAACAUUGCAAAGACCUUUUCUUCGAACGAUGGCUACUCUGUUCGGACGGAUGCUCGGGGGAACCUUACUUCAGCACCACCAACGCCACCGACACCACCAUCACCUUUGGCGGCGGCAACCAGAAAGAGAGGGAAGCGGAGUCCCGGACGCCGUGCCUUUACCGAGACACGAGAAAAGUUUGAGGCUACCAAACGAAAGAUAGCUCAAUUUCAAGAAAUCCGACGAGAGCGAUCCAUUUUUCAACGAAAUGAUUACAUAGUGGGCGAAGAUUUACUUCUCAUCUCGGCCGUAGACGAAGCUGAUGCCUUUUCUGCUGUAGGCGUGGAACUCUUGCACAUUCUGAAAUACAUUUGUGUCAACCUGAUUGCGGUUAGAAAGAUCUGUAAGAAGCACGAUCGUCUGCUMAUGAACCGUAUGCUGGGGGGUUACUAUCAUAGAAAGAGAACGACACGAUCUCAAGAAGAUACUACCCUGGGUGGUUUGAUUGCCCACGUAGCAGGAGAUAUUUACGAAGCCCACCCUGAUCUUAUCGGUCUUGUCAAUAAUGGGAAGUUGAUUGGAGUUUACGAUCUGAAGAUCCARCAACUCGCCAAUUCGAGAACGGUGAAAGUGAUUUCUUCGUGUCUUGCAUUGACGCUGUCAGAAUACGAAGUCUCAAGGUGGAGGGCUGAUGCAUUGGCGAAGUUGAACCCUGCUCUAAAGAAAGGAAGAAAAACGUCACCUGCGUCUCAAGAUCAAGGCAACGUAUCAUGGCCAUUCAAUAUCAGGACCGACAACUGUCUGAAGAAAUCAUCGCAGCAGCACGAAGAAACCCUUCAACUUCUACAAGAUUGCGAUAUUUAUGUUGGAUCCGAUGACGAGCAUGGUGCAGGACCUCCAUCGACAACGUCGGCUUUAUCGUUGUCUAGACUGAGGUAUGCAGUUCUCUCAAUAGUAAGUUAUAUAGUUGUAACCAYGGUGCCAAACGGCACCGUUUCUUCCUCGUGCAGGUUUUCUGUAACUCACUCAAGAUAUUGCAAUCGAUGUCAAAAAGGCUGCUCUUCGCGAAGCCUCGAGAAUAAAAUCCAAUAAAUUUUCAAGUUAUUUGAGUCGAUCAACUCUGACAUUCACAGGUCAUGCAAUUAUCGGUGAAGGACUCGAUGGUUGUUCGAGAGAUACUCUCGAUGUUUUACUCUCGUACAACCCAAAUGCUGCUCUACUGCUAGACACAUCAGCUAUCUAUGAAGGCCUGAAAUGUGGCCAGUGGCGGGAAUCAUCGAUAGCAAGUGUGAUGACCUCGGCCUUGGCUGUUGCUCUAACCCUUCCAUAUUCCAGACACACAUCAGGUCCCAUUGUCAUGUCGCCACGAGCAGUUCACGAAAAGGAGUUGAUAGUCUCCAAUGCCUUGGGUAUUUUGCCCCCAAAAUCAGAAGGAUUCAUCCAAAAAUCUCCCCUCGAGGGAGCUGGAUUGCCUCCUUCRAUUUUCUUACGUAUCAGUCGAUUCACAGAUGUUCCUGCUUCGGUACUGCGCGCAAACCGACUAGCGCUGCUUUUGUACAACGUAAGURCGGCGUACAAACCGAUUCUUUUUCGUAUGAAAAGAAGUGUCUAACAAUAUCUCUCCAUUCAUUUAGGCAAACUAUUUCAUAUCGCAUCCAACAUCAGUGACUUUGGUAUUGGAUUCGGAUGAGAACAUUGCUUACUCAGCUCUUGUUAUAGGAGCGCCGACCCUCUCUGCAAUUAUUACGUCGAUGAUGCAUUGCCGUAUUCUAUCCGGAUAUUCCACAAUGAGAAUAGUAAACAGGAAGAACGUGAACCUCUUUCGCUAUCUUCUUAUAUUUUCAUGCUUUAGCGCCAUAGCUGGAAAUGUUGUCCAGGUUUAUGGAAUUCAGCAACAAUCAAUUGCGUUUACGGUAAGUGAAAAUAAUCUCGACUWGUCUGAAAAAGGUUGUAAUCUGUUUGGUAAAAUUUACCUCAUAACCGUUGUGCUUAUUCUUUGAAUAGAUUUUGGGAAGAUUUCUUAUGGGGUUUUCUGCUGCAGAGAUUGUGAAUAGACAGUUCGUGGUUUGYUUCCUCCCUGCAUGUUUGAUCGUAGCCGAGUCUGCUCGUUUGGUCCAAUUUCAAGUUACCGGGCAAAUUCUUGGUCUAUUGAUUGGAUCUUCGGCAGGUAGCUUGAUACCAACGACCKCGGAACUAAAUUUGAGUUUCAUGUCUUUCGUCUAUCAAAAUAAUGAUUCAAGGUCUGACCAAAGCAACCAAGAACAGAGUAGUCCGGGACGAAAGCUUCUCCGUGACGAAAAAAAUCUUAACUUAACUCUUUCAGAAUCAUCGAUCAAGCAGRCAUCGCUCCCAGUUGAGUCAUCAAAGGAUCCAACGGGAAUUCUUACUCUGAAGGCUACUGACACCACUAAAAAUCGAAAACUUACACCCAUUCCAUCAGCAUCACCAACAACGGCUUCACCAAUGACUAAAUCAUCAGGAGACAAAUUCAGCAGCCMUACUUUGACGUAUGGAGGUUCAACUUCAAUCCCAACCAACUUCGGAAAAAAUGCAUUCGAAACGUUAGAUCCGUCAUACUUCGGGCUAUCAGAAAAAUCUGUGGAGUUUCCGAGGUCAUCAUCRUCGAGCUUUUCUGAGAAACCCAUGUAUGCAUCUAGUGCUUUCGAUUCGCUAAGCUACAAACCAUCCAUGUUUCCAAGCGGUWUGMAUUCUGAAGCCAAUGAGAGCCAAGUUCGCCGCCUGACUGCUGCAAAUUGGAUAAUGAUUGCUCUYUGGGUGAUAUACUUCCUUUAUGUGCUCUUUGGGUGGGGAGUUUUGGACAACGCACCCGAUAAAGGUAAGGARGGAACCGGUGAGGCCGACAAUGGUAAUCUUGCCGAUGAUGGAAAUCAUCAAGAUUGCAACAGUUCUGAAUCGUCUGAAUCCGUUCAAGAAACUGUUAUGAGAGAUUAUUCAUCGAAAUUAAGUAAAAUCAGCGCCGAUCGRAACUUUCCAAAAACCGAGGCAGCAAUUCUAUCAGARAGCCCAGCUGACAGCCAAAAAGGAAUCAAUAUAAGGAGUCCAAAGCGGAAGCGUUUUCGAAAACUCAGAACCUUCACCAAAAAUCUCCGCAAACUGAUGACGUAUAGCAUAGCAAUCCCCGUCUCUAUGGUUGUCAUUGUAUGCACAAUGUUUGCGCAAGAAGUGUUGUUUUCAUCUUGUGCUCUGAUCACAACAUGCUAUUUUAAUUGGCGAGGGUCGGUUGCUGGUCUCUUUCUCGCGUCACUGUCGGUYGUGCUUUUACCAUUGGAUUAUUGCUGCGAACAUAUCACUCGACGAUACGAAGAGCGUUUUUUGGUUGAAGUAAGUAUCUGCGUGUUGCUGUUGUCCCGACGAAGGAUCUCAAUUUUCCAUAACUAACCUAAUCCAUUCCUUGUUCACAAACUAUCACAGCGGAGUAUCUUGCUACUUGGACUGGGGCUGCUUGUGAUAGUAAACUGGGGAUCAUUUUUUGCUCUUAUCCCCAACAUAAAGAAUCUCUUYAAAGAAGAUCGAAGYAAUCGCCAUCACCAAUACGAUUGGAUGCUGGGAGUUGGACAAUACAUUGUCGGAUUCAUAAUCACUUUCACUGCUUUGCGAGCACUAGGGAUCGGAUCCCGUUCCCUGCUAAGCAAAGUAUCGCCACCGAACUUGCAGAAUAUCGUCGUCAAUUUGGGAACUAUUGUCACCUUUGUCACCCUUUUUUCGCAGCUGUUUGCCUACCUCUACAUAGCUUCGAUUGUUCUGUCUCAGCGAGAAAUCAACAUCGACAUUCUGAAUUCGUUGCUGAUGCCAAUUUCAAUCAUGGCUUUGUUGAUGUAUUAUUUUGUCAGAAAGCACUACUUCUUUUUACUGUAAGAAGAAGUUGAGGAUUCAGUAAGAACCAUGGUGGCACAAUAGCUACUACUAGUAGUAAAAAGUGAACAGAAUU
Messenger RNA from Pseudo-nitzschia multistriata, 5837 nucleotides. The record is from the annotation of a GenBank genome assembly. NCBI's taxonomy places the organism in Eukaryota, Bacillariophyta, Bacillariophyceae, Bacillariales, Bacillariaceae.